Messenger RNA from Symbiodinium natans, 4361 nucleotides. Lineage: Eukaryota; Dinophyceae; Suessiales; Symbiodiniaceae. The record is from the annotation of a GenBank genome assembly.
AUGGCUCAGCCCCCUCGUGCCCCAGACGAUUUGCUAGCUGGGGGUUUGGGUCCUGGGUCCCUUCGUGUGCCUGAGGACAGCGACCGGCGGAGACAGGCAGAGGUGCCUGUUCAGGAUUAUGAGGCUCAUUUGGCUGCCUGCACUCGCAAGGUUAAUAAGACGGGCUAUUCUCGGUCUUGGGAUUUUCGGUUGAGGCCUUCUUCAGUGCUCUUUACCGGUGUGGUUAGGUCACGAGGCAUGUUCCCACCAGUGCCGUCUCUUGUGCCUGUGAUCACUCCAGUGACGCCAACCGUUGCUGCAGUCACGAAGAUUGCGAUUUCCCGGGUCCGUUUGGACGAUUCUUGGGGUGCUCACCUUGAGAGGAGGCUUAGUGCUGCCAUACAAAAGUGGGUUGCUUUAGUGGUUGAGGAUCCUUUGUCUUUUGACGUCGGUAGGCGGUGUGCUGCUUUCGUGGGAAAUGACGAGGCGAUUUCUCAGGGCCUUCUGCACACUUUUUCCGGCAAAUCGGCAGGUACCUUGCACAGCCGUGCUGGGCCUCUCAUCAGGUUUGUUGCCUGGGCCAAGGCUCGCCAGUGCAAGCCCUUACCCUUCAGCGAGGCGCUUUUGUAUGAUUUUCUGCUUGAAUCCGAGAGCACUUGUGCGCCGUCAUUCGGAAAGGCGUUGAUGUCUGCACUUGCAUUUUGCAAAUUUGUGCUGGGCGUUGAGAAUGUUUCUGAUGUUCUGAGCAGUGGUCGGUUUGGGGGCUUGGCUCGUUCGAUGUUCCUGAACAAAAGGAAGCGACGGCAGAAGCCACCCCUCACCGUUGACAUGGUGAAGGCCCUUGAGAGAUUGGUGAUCUCCGAACGUGAAGGAGAUAUCGACAGGCUGUGUGCGGGGUUCUUCCUCGUUUGUGUUUUCCUUCGAGCAAGGUAUAGCGAUGCCCAAGGUCUGAAGAAUCUUGCAAUCGAUGAGCCUGAAGGUUUUGCUGGCCGCUUGACAGGAUAUUUUCAAGGGGAAGCUUCAAGGACAAAGACGAGUUUCUCGCUGGAAAGGAAGACGGCUCUGCUCCCGAUGGUAGGGCCACUUUUCGGCCUGACUGCAGUUCCUUGGUUUAAGACUUGGUUAGGUCUCCGCGAGGACAUGGGCAUCCCUGAAAACGAGGACUUUCCUUUGCUGCCGAGUCGAGGGCUAGAAGGGGGUUGGGCUCCGGUCCCCCCUUCAGCUACGGUGGCCGCUGCAUGGCUCCGGGGGAUUCUUAUUUCUCGUGGCUUCCCUGAGGCACGCAAGCUCGGGACUCACAGCUGCAAAUGCACGUGUCUUUCUUGGCUGUCGAAGCACGGAGUUGAUCCUCUGCAUCGGCGUGUUUUGGGGUAUCACAAGGCCCCGCAGGAUGAGAUGAUGCACGUUUAUGGGCGUGACAAUGUUUCUCCAGCCCUGAGGUCGCUGGAGGCUGUCAUCCAGGACAUCAGACAAGGCCUGUUUUUGCCGGAUGUCACGCGGUCGGGUUACUUCCCGACCCAGCCGCAGAGGGAGCCUGGGCCUGAGUUCGUUGAGGAGCCAUCGGAAUCCGAAGUUUCGCUCGAUGAAGAGGACAAUGUGCAAGACUUGAGAGCAGAGGAAGCGGCCGCUGAUCAGGUUGUGCCGCCUUGGGCUGAACUUGUGGUUCAGGAUCCUGAUGCUCUGGUUUAUGUUCGCCAUAUAACUUCAAGGAAGUUGCACCGCCUCGCUGACGAGAGUGGGAAUCGGCUGAAGGGCAGCCGGAUCACUCGGCGCAUGGGUCGUGUCUUUGUGACGCAGCCGGAUAGACUCGGCUAUGCACUCACCGGUCCUCGCGGUGAAGUUAACCGGGGCACGCGGUUUUGGAUGGAAGUCAACCAUGACUUGAAAAUGUGGCUGUACGGACCAUUCGCCAUGGCCAUCACCGAGAGCAAGGCAAACUUUUCUUCCAGGGCGACGGCCUUGGGGUUGGCCGCUGACGUUUUGAAGAAGUUCACUGAUGCCGGCAUUGAUUGCAUGAGCAAAUUUGCCUUCAUUAGUGCGUUCGUGCCCGGCAACACUGACGAGUCCCCUUUUACCGAUGCAGUUGCUGGUGUGUUGGGGCGCGCUGCUAAUGUGGCAGAGUUGAGCGUGCUGCGCAGGCUUCUUCAUGAGAGCUACAACCUCACUGUCUCAGAGCUUCAGGUGCAGGUUGAACGAACGGAAGAUUCUGCUCCGAGGCGGUUGGCGGCUCCCGAUCGAGCCGAUAGGCUUCAGCGGCAACAAGUCAGGCUUGCUGGCUUGAACAUCCAUGGCCCUACUCUCCCGGGUCAUUCGGUCAUCGAUCGUUGUGUUCAGAUGUAUGAGGAUAAUUCUCUUUCAUACCUACCUUUGCAAUCUUGUCCCUGCCGGGAUGAUGAAGUGAAGUUCAAGAAGGACCGGGAUGACAAGAUGCUUGCUGUGGAUGGCACGGGGCACGUGUCUCUUAGGUCGCAAGCCGUGAAAGUGGAGGCCGAUGUGUCCACUGACCUUUUGCUUAAGCAUGCACUUACACGUCGUGGGCUUGCGCUGGACCAAGCUGGCAUUCUGAGCUUUGCGGAGCAUGAGCGUUGGUCUGAGGCGUUGUUUCAGGCUCGAUUUCGGGAUCCGCCCGACCAGUAUGCCCGUGUCACGCUCCAGCAACUCAUCCAGGCGGACAGGCAGGUUUUUGUUGAAGCAGCUGAUCGGACCCGCCAGGGGAUUCAGGUGGUGGCUUCCGGACGACCGGUCGAUCGCAUUUGGAGUGACGCCAUGUCUUGCAACAAUGUCACUCACUUGCUGCAACCCUUGCCCUUGCCUCCGCCAGCUCCUUUGCAUCCACGGCCUGGGCCCUAUGAUGACCGCAGGGGUUUGAAGGGUCGCGGUAGGGGUAAAGGGAAAGGUAAAGGCAAGGGAAAUGUUCGUAUGCCUGCUGAGCUGUCCGAUGGGGUGCCGGUCACCACCCGGGGCUUGCCCAUCUGCUUCGACCACAACUUGGGGCGGUGUCAGCGUACCGUCACUAGUGGCAAGUGCGAUCGUGGUCUUCACAUUUGUUGCAUCAAAGGCUCUGAGGCGCAGGUCCACGUGACUGAUGAUAAAGAUGUAGCACAGCUUGGUGAGGAGCUUGUGCUCUCUUCUUCCGAUGAUGAGAUCCCUGAAGGGGAGUCAUCACCGAAACAUGUCCCGUGCUCGGCCUCAGUUCCGCCUCAGCCGCUUUCCAGCAAUCCCGAAGCUUUUGCGUCUCAGCUGCUCAAGAAGCCGUGGCUUGAGGCGAGCGAUGUUUUGCAGCUUUUUGAGAUGUUGCCAAUGGCCGCGCCCCAGCGUGGAACUGAGGGCAAGGCCUUUGCUACCGGAGCGUUCGCUCGGGUCAAGGUCAAUGGCCAGCAGCAGAAGGGAGUUCUCUUGCCCGUGGGCGCCGGGCCCGUGCUCUUUGAUGCGCGUCGUGCUCUGCAUCUCACUGAGCCUUGGAAAGGCCGCCGUGUGGUCUUAGUGGCCUUUUCUAUCGGUGCAUUUUCGAGGCUGUCCGCCGAGGCUUCUGCCCGCUUGUCUGCCCUGCAGUCCCCAGCUCGCCAGCCCCGUGGGCGUCGUAUUCCUCCUGUCAUGCCUGAGUUCAAGCGUGUGCUCGUGUAUCAGGUUGCUGCGUUGCCCCAGGUGGAUCACAAGCGUCGCUUGCUGCAACCUUUGCGGGAUGCCCCGGCGGGCUCCAAGCUUAUCUCCUCGACGUCGUUGCUCUCUGAAGUGGGGUUGAGUAGCGCCUCGGAGACAACGGUUCAGGCAGAUGCCCUAGUCGUCGAUUCGAGCUCGUCUGAGUCAGGUGACACUGUGUCUCCAGUGGGUCCGGAUGACCAGGCCAGUGCGUGUUUUGAAGUGUCGCUGGGUGUGUAUGCUUCCCCCGAAGAAUUUGUGGAAGAAUGCCUGAACGUUGAGCAUCCCUUUGAUCAGCUGCAUGCUGCGCCUGAUGUGCUCAAACAGUGCCUUUUUGACAUGCUGACCAAAGGGCCUGCUUGGGUAGUGGAUCGUAGGGCGAAGCUGCUCAAGAAGUGGACCCAGUGGGCUCGCGACCUUGAGGCCGAGGAAGCUGGCCUUCGCAAGUCGUUGGACCCUGAGGUUGCAAAGGUGUUGCAAGGCAAAAGGCUCCUGCUUCUUGAGAAGAUUGCGUCGUCAAUCGGCUGGGUUGACAUGGGCGUUUUCGCUGAGCUUAGGAAGGGCUUUGAUUUGGUGGGGCAUGCAAAGCACACGGGAGUUUUCGCGCUUGUAAAAUCGUCGUCCGUGGAUCGCAAUGCGCGUGAGCUGUGGGAAAAGACGAUGCAGGAGAGCGCCGUUUUUCCCACUCUUUCCCUUCUCAAGCGUAGACCGAUCAGCUUGCUUGCGCAGUUGGUUGCCAAGAG